CUCAGCGCACAAGUGACAGGUUGAACUUUGAAGGCAUGGUUUUGCCAUUUACUUUAACAGAUAGCGCUUUUUAACGACUUACUCGACUGAACCACGCUUAAUAUAGAAAGAUUGCUAAAGUUUCCGAGAACCCGAUAUCUCGCACCGAGGGUGUCACGACUUCCAGUUCCAGGGGGUGAGCCUUCUUGGUGCCCAAGAACAUCGCCGACUAGCACAUAAACCGACCACGACCACGACCACGAUUUUAGCUACAACCACCCUUCUGCUACACCAAUUCUCCUCCAAAAUCCAAAGUCGAAAGGUUUCCCCUCUAUUUUUCUGUUUUAGAUUCUCCUCUUAAUCCUACAAAUUAACCUUCAUUUUCCUCUUAAUUGAACCACACCCGCACCGGUUCCAGAGAGUCACCAGCAGCAUGAGCCGCUACGAUAGCCGCUCCGCCGACCCCGGCUCAUACCGAGACCGCCGGAGUGAUUCAGGUUUCGGAGGGAGCUCGAACUACCGGUCGACGACGACCACAACGAGUAGGAGACACAAUGAUGUUGCGGAUUCGCCGCGAAAAUCGGAGUUGGACGGGUUGACUCCGUUCGAGAAGAAUUUCUACGUGGAGGCGCCAUCUGUCGCCGCAAUGUCGGAGGGUGAGGUGGAGGAGUACAGAAGGCGGCGGGAAAUAACUGUUGAAGGCCGGGAUGUCCCCAACCCGGUUAAGAGUUUCCAAGACGUAGGUUUUCCAGAUUAUGUCAUGCAAGAGAUUGAAAGAGCUGGCUUUUCUGAACCUACACCUAUUCAAGCUCAGGGAUGGCCUAUGGCUUUGAGGGGCCGUGAUCUCAUAGGUAUUGCAGAAACUGGAUCAGGGAAGACAUUAGCGUAUCUAUUGCCUGCAAUUGUGCAUGUUAAUGCUCAGCCGUUUUUAGCACCUGGAGAUGGUCCAAUUGUUUUAGUUUUAGCUCCAACUCGUGAACUUGCUGUUCAGAUUCAACAAGAAGCUACUAAAUUUGGUGCUUCAUCAAGGAUUAAGAAUACCUGCAUUUAUGGUGGGGUUCCUAAGGGACCUCAAGUUCGUGAUCUUCAGAAAGGUGUUGAAAUUGUUAUUGCUACACCUGGACGGUUGAUUGAUAUGCUGGAAUCUCAUCAUACAAACCUGCGAAGGGUUACAUAUCUUGUGUUGGAUGAGGCAGAUCGGAUGCUAGAUAUGGGCUUUGAACCUCAGAUUCGAAAACUUGUUUCUCAGAUUCGUCCAGACCGUCAGACUCUUUACUGGAGUGCUACAUGGCCCAAGGAAGUUGAGCAACUUGCAAGGCAAUUUCUUUUCAAUGCAUACAAAGUGAUCAUAGGUUCAGCAGAUUUGAAGGCUAACCAUGCAAUUCGUCAGAAUGUGGACAUCGUCUCUGAGAGUCAGAAAUACAAUAAAUUAGUGAAGUUGCUAGAGGACAUUAUGGAUGGUAGCCGAAUAUUGAUAUUCAUGGACACUAAAAAGGGGUGUGAUCAAAUCACUCGACAACUUAGAAUGGAUGGUUGGCCUGCACUAUCUAUUCAUGGAGAUAAGAGUCAAGCAGAAAGAGAUUGGGUUCUCUCUGAAUUCAAAGCUGGCAAGAAUCCGAUAAUGACAGCAACUGAUGUUGCUGCUCGAGGUCUAGACGUGAAGGAUGUCAAGUAUGUUAUCAAUUAUGACUUUCCUGGAUCUCUCGAAGAUUAUGUCCACCGCAUUGGACGAACUGGAAGGGCUGGUGCCAAAGGGACGGCAUAUACAUUCUUCACAGUUGCCAAUGCGAGAUUUGCAAAGGACCUCAUCAACAUCCUUCAGGAGGCUGGACAGAAAGUUAGUCCUGAGCUGGCAUCUAUGGGACGUGGUGCACCUCCUCCUCCAGCAGCCCAUGGGAGUUUUCGAGAUCGGGGGAGGGGUUACGGCGGAGGAGGUCGGCCUUGGAGCUGAGGAUGCUGGGAUAGAGGUCAGAUCACUUUCAACAGAGAGCAGUGAAAGCGCACACAAUUAUUUAGAAUCUCAUCUGUUCAAAAACUGAUGAGCUGGUUUUUCCUGUAUGUAAUAUUUGUCAGACAGGUUGUAAGAAAUAAUUUAGAUCAUGGUUGGUGUUGGGGCAUCUUGUAGGAUUGAUCGUAGCCAUGUAGAAAUAGAGAAUUACUUCGUUACAGUUUUUUUUUUUUUUUACUUUUUAAUUGGUGGUAAGACGUUACAGUUUCGUACCUUCCGUACAAGAUUUUCGUGUGGUAGGCCGCUGAUUUUUUCUA
This is a messenger RNA of Coffea eugenioides, 2244 nucleotides long. RefSeq names its product DEAD-box ATP-dependent RNA helicase 20. Gene Ontology annotation, molecular function: RNA binding; ATP binding; RNA helicase activity. The transcript is spliced from 10 exons. Gene Ontology annotation, cellular component: ribonucleoprotein complex; nucleus; cytoplasm. The coding region runs from base 413 to 1930 and encodes 505 amino acids. The record is from RefSeq and is a predicted model, not a curated record. Lineage: Eukaryota; Viridiplantae; Streptophyta; Magnoliopsida; Gentianales; Rubiaceae.